Candidula unifasciata is the source of this 238-nucleotide messenger RNA. Lineage: Eukaryota; Metazoa; Mollusca; Gastropoda; Stylommatophora; Geomitridae. The record is from the annotation of a GenBank genome assembly.
AUCCUUAUUCAACAAUUUGGCGUCAAUCCUAUUGUAUACUGGAUGUCAUGGUUUCUCACGACACUAACCUGUAAUGUGACGAUAUGCCUUUGUUUCGCCUUGCCGCUGUAUUUACCUGUGCUCGAUCGGGAGCCGGUGCUGAAAGAGUCGGACACCAGCCUUGUGGUGCUCUACUUCUUUGCCGUGGGGUUUGCUCUGACCUCCUAUUGCAUCUUGGGAAGCGUGAUGUUCAGACGAG